UCAUGGUGUCUGUCUUAUACUUAUCCCAGCACUCAGGAGGCAGAGGCAAGUGGAUCUCUGAGAUCAAGAACUACAUAGUGAGACCACUCUUCAACACUAAUGUCUCCUAAUACAACCUUAGUUGAAGAGCCAGGAAACAAAAUGCUAUGGGUGUGAACUGUGUUUGGAGCACAUGAAAAUCUCCAGCAUCCAAGAAACUUGGGGAUUUCUAUUGCUUUGGAGGCUGUCCUGGAAUUCAAGAGAUCCAUCUGCCUCCCUAGUGCUGGGCACAACCUUUUUUUGAUUUGUGCCUCAGCUAUCCUUGGUUGUUAACGAGUUUAAGACCACUAAUCUGUUCUUCCAUGAAAAGCUUCAGUGAAAACCACCGCUGUUUUGUGUAGAUCUUAGAUUGGAAACCAUUGGAACAUCAAGGUUGUCUUGCUCCUUUAGGACAUUUGUUCCGGGCACGAAGGAGAAGCUGUUCUACAGAGCAAUUUCCAGGACAGGCUCCAAAGCUAUACAGAGCAACCCUGGCACCAAUACAUCCAGUUGUUUGGUUGUUGAGUCUCUACCUCCUGGGUGCUGGGAUUAAAGCAACUGCCACCAUACCCAGCUGCUUUUUUUUUUUUUUUUUGAGAAAGGUCUACUCUGGCCUUCAGUAAUUUCUUGGAUUAGGAAAUGGCUCUCCUUCUGCCUCACAAGUGCUCUAGCAUUAAAGGCACAGACCAGUCCAGCUCAGUAUUGCUUAAGUAUAGUAUAUUUAGUUGAACUAGAGAAUAAGAAAACCAUAUCAGAUUUUAAAUUUUCUCAGUAGUUCAAGGUCACCUUGGCUAUGUAAUGAAUUUGAGUGGAGCCCAGAGUACAUGAGACCCUCUCAAGAGACACCUUGCAAAAGUAAAGCAGCUACCUUUAAUUUCACCAUUCAAGAAUCUGAGGUAGGAUCAGUAAGGUUUGAGACCAUUGAAAUAACAAGAUGUUUUCCCCCAGAUAGCCAUUAAUUUGUGUAAAAAAUUGGAAUGUAGGUCUUUGCAAGGACAUAAUUGAACAAGACAAUCUCUUUAAGAGUGGGUUAAACAUAGUUUGACUUCCCUUAGGAAGAAAAUUGGAUCACACACAAAACCAUCUGUUACCUCCAGGCGCUUACUAGGUGUGGAUUUUUCCCGAAAGUAAAUUAGUUAGGUCAUAGCUGGAUUUGCCACCUCAUUUUCCCUGUAUUCUCAAGAUUUUAUUCACGAAAACUUGCUAAAUACUGGGCGUUGGUGGCCCACACCUUUAACCCCAGCACUCGGGAGGCAGAGGCAGGAGGAUCUCCGAGUUCGAGACCAGCCUGGUCUACAAGAGCUUGGACAGCCUCCAAAUCCACAGAGAAACCCUGUCUUGAAAACCUAAAAAAAAUAGAAAAUCUUGCUAAGGUUUUUAAAAGUAGUAUUAGAAUCGCGAGGCCACACCCCUACAGACGAAAUCCCUUGAAGGGUUUGAGUGUCUGCAAACGGGCCGGGAAGGAUGCUCUUAUUUCCAUUCUAAUAGGAGAAACCCUAAUCCCUUCCUCUGCUCCUCACCUGAGAUCCGAUUAAGGUCUAAACCAUCAUAGAUCUGUCAUAUUUCAGGUCGGAAAAAUUAGUAGCAUCUGCAGCCACAUCCCAUGGGUUGAGAACCCUGGAACCUUCCAGUUCAGCAAAGGGCACCAAGUGUCCGGGAAUUCCACGAGCACAGCGACCAGGAAGGCUAAUCCAAGCUACCUCUCCCUGUUAAUCAUCUGAAUAAUCUGGGGCUGAAUAUUCGUCACCAUGGUGAUGAUUCUAGGAAAAUACUAAUUUUGGUUGUGAGCUCAGCCUUUAACGGAAGAGCCAUGCCUCCACCCCAAUUCUAGAAAAAUCUUACCACUCCAUGGGUAGUUUGGAGAUAGUUUUAAGAGGACAAUUCAUAACAUUGAGACACUUAAUGCUUGAUAAUACUGCGGUUACCUUUGGCCCAGAGCCAAGACGGUAGCAAACGACUGCUACAGUUUCAAAGGUGACGGAAUCUAGUACAGCCAGUCAAAGUAGACCGGAAAACCGUCUCCUUUCACCCUUUGGGGGAAGGGUCUCAGCUGGGGCAAGAAACACGCAACAGCUCAAACACGUGGUUUUCCAGCGAGCGUGGGAAAAGGGGAAAAAAAUCCUGCCAGGACUUAAGAUGUCCGCUGAAGACCCUUGCACCUGCCAGAGAGAGCGUACCCUCUUCCAAAAUGUCCUCCCGCAGGAGUGACGUCACUCCGCCGGCUCCCUCCGGGCCCGAAAUUGAGAGCGCUCCAAUCAGGCCCUGGGCCACGCCUCGCACGCGCGUCACUUCCGGUGGUGCAGCAGCCAUUUUGUCAGUCGCCAGCGGAUCCCGCGCGCUGCAGAAGUGCAGUUCCCCCUGGUUACCGAGUCGUCGGUUCUUCCUUGGCGCUGCGGGCGCCCGACAGGAGCGCCCACCAAAGGCGUAGGCGUUCCUCCUCAAAGUGCUGGCGCGGCUGUUGCAUCCCUCCGGAGCCCGAGCGCUGUCUGCCUCUCCCCAGCACUGACAGGCGCCCUCAGGGCGCUGCCAUCAGCGAUGUCAAGCGAGGAAAGCUAUCGGGCCAUCCUGCGCUAUCUGACGAACGAACGUGAGCCUUAUGCACCGGGCACCGAGGGCAAUGUCAAGCGGAAAAUCCGCAAGGCCGCCGCCUGCUACGUCGUGCGCGGCGGGACUCUGUACUACCAGCGGCGCCAGCGGCACCGCAAGACCUUCGCGGAGCUGGAAGUCGUGCUGCAGCCCGAGCGGCGCCAGGGCCUCAUAGAGGCGGCCCACCUGGGCCCCGGAGGCACCCACCACACCCGACACCAGACCUGGCACGACCUGUCCAAGACCUACUGGUGGCGAGGUAUACUAAAGCAAGUUAAAGAUUACAUAAAACAGUGUAGCAAGUGCCAGGAGAAGCUUGAUCGCUCCCGUCCAAUAUCAGAUGCUUCAGAAAUGUUGGAAGAAUUGGGAUUGGACCUUGAAUCUGGAGAAGAAAGUAAUGAAUCAGAGGAUGACCUGAGCAACUUCACUUCCCCUCCAACCACAGCCUCCAAGUCUUCAAAAAAGAAGCCAGUGUCUAAACAUGAACUUGUAUUUGUUGACACCAAAGGAGUGGUAAAACGUUCUUCUCCAAAACAUUGCCAGGCAGUUUUAAAACAGCUAAACGAACAGAGACUUUCCAACCAGUUCUGUGACGUUACCUUGUUAAUUGAAGGAGAAGAGUACAAAGCUCAUAAGUCUGUCCUGUCAGCAAACAGUGAAUAUUUUCGAGAUCUUUUUAUUGAGAAGGGAGCUGUUUCUAGUCAUGAGGCAGUCGUGGAUCUUUCUGGCUUUUGUAAAUCAAGCUUCCUUCCUUUGCUGGAAUUUGCCUAUACCUCUGUACUAAGUUUUGACUUUUGUAGCAUGGCUGAUGUAGCUGUCUUAGCUCGCCAUCUUUUUAUGUCAGAAGUUUUAGAAAUCUGUGAAAGUGUACAUAAGCUAAUGGAAGAAAAGCAACUAACAGUAUAUAAGAAAGGUGAAGUACAAACGGUCGCAUCUACUCAAGACUUACCAGCACACAAUGGAACCACAGCACCACCUGUGACUAGGAAUGAAGCAACCACAACUUUGUCAAGUGAACUUGGGCAUUGUGAAAUUGUACUGCUUGUAAAUGGAGAAUUGCCAGAAACAGAACAGCAUGGGGAGUCAGGGCGGCAGCCUGUGGCUCCGGUUCCUCCAGAGGCUGAAGCUAGUGUGUCCCCUAUAGAAUGUAUAGCUGAUCCCCAUUCUGAAAUGGAAACUGCUAGCUUAGCAACUAACACCAACCAAACAGAGAUAGAGACUGCAGUCCUCGGAGAAGAUGGCACAGUUGAUAAUGUUCAUCCUAAUAUUUCAAAAGAGAAUGUAAUCAGUAUUUCUCAAGAGGAUAAUGAUAUGAGAAAUGACACAUCGCCUGAGGACAUCGGUGCCAAAGACGGUCCAGAUCAUAGUCAGAGCCCUGACCAACCUUUAAAAGAUCAGGAAACUCUAAUUGAAACCACAGAAAAGACAGACUCAGGCCCAGAAGAUGAUACUUAUAAAAGUAGGCUUAGGCAGCGGUCUGUUAAUGAAGGUGGCUACAUCAGACUACACAAAGGCAUGGAGAAAAAGUUACAGAAGCGGAAAGCCAUUUCUAAGUCGGCAGUUCAACAGGUGGCCCAGAAACUAGUUCAAAGGGGGAAAAAGAUGAAACAACCCAAAAGGGAUGCUAAGGAGAACACUGAAGAAACAUCUCAUAAAUGUGGGGAAUGUGGAAUGGUUUUUCAAAGACGGUAUGCCUUUAUAAUGCAUACAUUGAAACAUGAAAGAGCUAGAGAUUACAAAUGUCCGUUAUGUAAAAAACAGUUUCAGUAUAGUGCCUCAUUACGAGCACACCUUAUACGACAUACGAGAAAAGAUGCGCCCACUUCAUCUUCAUCUAAUUCCACAUCUAACGAGGCAUCAGGAACAUCAUCUGAGAAGGGAAGAACCAAAAGAGAAUUCAUAUGCUCUAUAUGUGGGAGGACAUUACCUAAAUUAUACUCUCUCCGAAUACAUAUGCUAAAGCACACAGGUGUAAAGCCACAUGCCUGCCAGGUCUGUGGAAAAACUUUCAUCUAUAAGCAUGGUCUAAAGUUACAUCAAAGUCUCCAUCAAUCACAAAGGCAGUUCCAGUGUGAACUGUGUGUCAAGUCAUUUGUUACCAAACGGAGUCUUCAGGAACAUAUGAGUAUUCACACAGGAGAGUCCAAGUACUUUUGCUCAGUUUGUGGAAAGUCUUUUCACAGGGGCUCCGGACUUAGCAAGCACCUUAAGAAACACCAACCAAAGCCUGAAGUUCGAGGUUAUCAUUGUACACAGUAAGUAAUAUAUGUGAAAAAAAGUUUCUUUGAAGCUAGAGAUCUGCGCCAGCAUAUGAAUAAACAUCUUGGUGUGAAGCCAUUUCAGUGCCAAUUUUGUGAUAAGUGCUACAGCUGGAAGAAAGAUUGGUAUUCCCAUGUGAAGUCCCAUUCUGUCACUGAACCUUACAGGUGUAAUAUAUGUGGUAAAGAAUUUUAUGAGAAAGCUUUAUUCAGAAGACAUGUAAAGAAAGCCACCCAUGGGAAGAAAGGAAGAGCGAAGCAAAACCUGGAACGGGUGUGCGAUCAGUGUGGAAGAAAAUUCACUCAGCUUAGAGAGUAUAGGAGACACAUGAACAACCAUGAAGGAGUUAAGCCCUUUGAGUGCUUAACAUGUGGAGUAGCUUGGGCUGAUGCCCGAUCACUAAAACGUCAUGUCCGAACACAUACUGGUGAACGGCCCUAUGUGUGUCCUGUGUGUAGCGAAGCUUACAUAGAUGCUCGAACACUUCGUAAGCAUAUGACUAAAUUCCACAGAGACUAUGUGCCUUGCAAAAUCAUGCUGGAGAAAGACACUCUGCAGUUUCAUAACCAAGGAACUCAAGUGGAACAUGCUGUCAGCAUCUUAACUGCAGACAUGCAAGGACAAGAAAGCACUGGGCCUCAAGAGCUUGAGACUGUGGUGGUGACAGGAGAAACUAUGGAAGUUCUUGAAGCGGUUGCAGCUACUGAAGAGUGUCCAUCAGUAUCUACGCUUUCUGACCAAAGUAUUAUGCAAGUGGUUAACUAUGUGUUGGCCCAGCAGCAAGGACAGAAGCUGUCUGAAGUUGCAGAAGCCAUCCAGACUGUUGAAGUAGAAGUGGCACAUAUGCCGGAAGCAGAGUGAGUACUGCAGCCACAAGAGACGACUGCCCAUUGCGCUCACAGAGCACGUGUUUACAGUUUGUCACCACCCAUGUAGACUUCGUAUGUGAAGCUGCGCUGUUGGUGACAUUACUAAACUGCUUGUCUGGCCAAUGAGUUCUGUAGGAAAGUCACUUUCUGUAAAGUAAUUGAAAACAAUCUGUUGGAUCGAAGUAGUUGAUCAUGGUAUGCCUUUUAUGAAUUAAUGUUUAUAAAUGUACAAAAUUUAAAGAUGUGCAGUUUCAUUUAUAUUUGACAUUAUUUUAUUACAUAUUUUGAAUUUGAAAGGCUGCACAGUUGGCUUUCCUUCUGUUUUAUUCUCAAAAUACAGAGGUUCUGUGACUAUUUGCUGUUUGUGGAUUUAAAUAAUUCUAAUAUAAAGUAUAUCUGUAAGAUGCAUAAGUAUAUUACAUUUUAAAAAUGCUUUAGAUCUAUGAUUCUUGACUUAUUAUUUAUUUUGGCUGCUUCUAAGUCAGGGAUCUAGUCUGUCUUGAAGCACUUAAUGAGUUCUGUGUUGUAAUCAAGUUUGUAUAAUUUAUUUAUCUGUAUGGGGACCCACAAAUGCAAAGCUAAUUUUAAGAAACCAUUAAAAUGCAUGAGAUGUCUAUUAAAGCCUUACUAUACUAUCUCUUCAAGGCAAGUAAUUGGCCAUGAGAAAAGAGUACUGUUAUUAAACACUGUUGAUGGGAAGUUUCUGCUUGAUAACAUUGGACUAUAAAUGGAAAAAAUCAAAACUGAUUCUUUUGCUGAAGAAUGAACAAGUUAACGAAGAAGUUAAGUUUGGUAUGUUUUAGCUUUUGUAUCAUGUUUGUUUAAAUUUGUUAAACUACAUCUAUAGUGGUAAUAUGGAUGCUAUAUAAUUGUUAGAUAAUUUCAGAAUGUUAAAUUCAAUGCAGCCCUCAUUAUACUGUGUUAUAUAAAAAAAUUGAUUAUGGUACUAUCCAAUUGCUGAAAGCUACCUUAAAUCUAAAUUAUAUUCAUUCAUGUGUUUGAUUUUUUUUUUAAUUUCUCACCUGAGUUGUCAGAUUCAGAUUUUGAAAAUAACUAUGGAGAUAUACCACAUUUCUCUCUAGAAACUAUCGCUAAAGCUAUAAUUGUUAAAAUUAAGCUUUUAGGUAUUAGAAGCUUUGUUAAAGUAUAAAAUUAAGAUAUAAAGAGUAUAUGUAAAUCAUUCCUAAAGCACAAGAAAUGAAUGUGCCUUGAUGUACAUAUAGAAUAUUAAGAUGCCUAUUCCAAUUCACUUUCAAAAUGGCUUUAAGGUUAAGGAGUAAAUGUGAUAGCCCUGCAUGCAUUUUCUUGCAUAUGUAAUGUGUGCAUUUGCAAAUUUGUUGUUGUUUUAAUAGCUGUGUGGCUUUCUGUUUUAAAAGUGAAUCUAUAUACAGCCCACAACUUCAUAUAGGCUAUUCACUGGUCAUGUCCAGCAGUUAAUGAAAAAGUAUUUCCAUGUAAUUAACAUUUGAAAUUGUCUUUUAUGUUCCAUUUUCACCAUUGUUAGAUUUAGUUAAAUGUGUAAGAUCAUAAAUGUAUGUCAGAAAUAUGUAAAUAAAAGAUGUUCAGUCUUAUUAAAAGCAAAA
This is a messenger RNA of Mesocricetus auratus (golden hamster), 7315 nucleotides long. It is a transcript of the gene Zbtb11, whose product is annotated as zinc finger and BTB domain containing 11. Lineage: Eukaryota; Metazoa; Chordata; Mammalia; Rodentia; Cricetidae. The transcript has 11 exons. Gene Ontology annotation, molecular function: RNA polymerase II cis-regulatory region sequence-specific DNA binding; DNA-binding transcription factor activity, RNA polymerase II-specific; protein binding. The record is from RefSeq and is a predicted model, not a curated record. Gene Ontology annotation, biological process: regulation of DNA-templated transcription.